AUGGCCUACAUACCCCAGCAGAUCGAUGCGGUCAGCGGCGAUCAGUACCGUUAUGCAUUGACUAACUUCCGAAUUGCGCACGAGAAAGUCGAAGAACAACGUCGGCAACUCGAAGAACAAGAGAAACAGGUCGCAUUACUCCGCGCGCGAAUCGCCUUACUAGAAGGGAGUGCGAAUGACGAGCAACAGGAGAGCAGACAUCUUGGGGGUAGUUCAGUCGAUGACUUCUCCAUCAAAAAUACUGCGUCCUUGUUGGAGCGCUCGAUCAAUCGCUGGGCAGCAGAUAUUGUACGCGCACCACCCUCCGCACUGUCUGAUAUCUAUGGAGCUGCCUUGGGCGACAUCACCGGCUCUUAUGAUCCUGUGCCCUAUAAUGUCUCAGCAAUGCAGGUACAGAACAUCCUUCGCCAUGCGAUGUCAGAAGUCAUCAGCAGUGAGAUCAUCAACAAUCUCGUUGUGACAAACUCCCCUGAGGCAAAUGUUCAACUCACAAGGAUCCACGAGCACUUGUUCGCCCGCAACCCUGUCGUAGCAUGCGUUUGGCGCCGACAAACAUUCUCGGCGGCAGUGGAAACUUGCGACCCAGAAAUGACAGCCGCUAUUCUUGCAGAGACUCUCCCAGGGCUCACCAAAGUGCUUGGGGGAUCAGCAAACAACACAGCUCCGAUUCUGGCCAGCGCAUACACGUUCUCGCGCAUGCUGCACAGUGCCCCAUCAUCAUCCACCGACGCGUUUUACCGCAGCUUCGUUCCCGAGCUCGGAAGCAUCCUCUACCCGCGUCAGAUAGAGCUCGUACGCCGCUGUCUCAAGAGCGAGCGAGGCGAACAGGAUCGUGUAGGUGCGACAAUCUUCCCUGGGCUUGUGAAGGUCACAAAGGGCAAUGUGGCAGCUACCGAGCAGAAUCAGGAGACGGUACAUACGGUCGUGCGGCGCGCGCAGGUAAUCUGCGAAUGUGCACUCGCAUUAUCGGGGAAUGUGCCAAUGCAGGGGUAG
Messenger RNA from Suillus discolor, 993 nucleotides. RefSeq lists its product as uncharacterized. The coding region runs from base 1 to 993 and encodes 330 amino acids. The transcript has 4 exons. Lineage: Eukaryota; Fungi; Basidiomycota; Agaricomycetes; Boletales; Suillaceae. The record is from RefSeq and is a predicted model, not a curated record.